AUGAAAAUAAACACUCAGCAGAACGAAGCUAUCAUUACUACAAGUAGCAAUAGUACUACUUACAUUAUUAAUCACACUAUAAAUGCCUACACUACUACUACUACUACUUCUGAUACUGGUACAGAAUCAAAGGUUAUAAAUUACUCUACAGUUUCAUCUACUCCUAAUUCAUUUGAUUUAAUCCCAAUUCUAUCUGCUUGUAUAUCAUCAUUUAAUGAACUAUCACUACGGGUUGAACCGUUCAAUGAAGAUGCUUUUGUAUGUCGAAUUCUUGAUGCUGGUCUUGGUGUAAUGAAUGAUAAUGAUUACGCAAUUGGUUAUACUGUCGAUGCUGAUGCUGCUGAUGAUGAGUAUUCUGAUGGUGAGAAGGGAGAUGAUGAUGUUGAUUUUGGUGAUGAUGAUAAGAAAUAUACAGACAAAAAUGAUACACUUAAUAAUGGGAAUGAUAAUACUAUGAAUUGCAUAGAUGUGUGUAUAAAUGGAAGUAUAAUAUUUCAAAGAUGGUUAAGUUUAUGUGAACAAAAAAAGAAGAAGGCUAAAAGACGUUUAUUUACUCCUAUUCUCAGUAGUGAAGGUCUUAUUGAGAAUAAGAAUUUGGGAAAUUAUUAA
Schistosoma haematobium is the source of this 609-nucleotide messenger RNA. RefSeq lists its product as uncharacterized. The coding region runs from base 1 to 609 and encodes 202 amino acids. The transcript is spliced from 7 exons. The record is from RefSeq and is a predicted model, not a curated record. NCBI's taxonomy places the organism in Eukaryota, Metazoa, Platyhelminthes, Trematoda, Strigeidida, Schistosomatidae.